Messenger RNA from Zymoseptoria tritici IPO323, 1374 nucleotides. RefSeq lists its product as uncharacterized. The transcript is spliced from 2 exons. Bases 63 to 1199 code for a protein of 378 amino acids. NCBI's taxonomy places the organism in Eukaryota, Fungi, Ascomycota, Dothideomycetes, Mycosphaerellales, Mycosphaerellaceae. The record is from RefSeq and is a predicted model, not a curated record.
GAUUCAAGGAUAACCCGCAGUGAAUUGAUCAUCUUUGAAAACUCACCUCAGACCUCAACAACAUGGCUGACGAACAUCUAACCCGCCCAAACCCUCCGCCGGAGCUCAAUAUACCGGCAUCGAAGAACACUGUGAAAGUGUCGUGUAUUGACAGCACGUCUCGCUUCAGGCUCCCGAUCGAUGGCUUCCUCCAGCCGGUGUACACUGGCCAUCCCGAGCUCUGCGGGCCAUCAUUCUCUUUCCUCAUUGAACAUCCUUCCAACAAGCCAAUACUGUUCGAUCUGGGCAUCCGCAAGGAUUGGGACAAGCUUCCAUCAGCUGAGAAGUUCAUUCGUCUGAAGUGGUACAUCAACGUGGAGAAGGAUGUCGCAACGGUGCUCAAGGACAACAACAUUGAUGUCGAUGGGGGUGCGAUAGCCUCGAUUCUGUGGAGCCACCAUCAUUGGGACCAUGUCGGUAAUCCUGCUACAUUCCCACCCUCGACAGAGCUCGUCGUCGGUCCCGGAUUCAAGAAUGCUCAUAUGCCUGGCUACCCGAAGAACAAAGACUCCACUUUGCUGGAGUCAGACUUCGAAGGUCGCAGUGUUCGAGAGGUCGACAUCGCCGGUGAAGGCAAGGGGCUCAAGAUCGGAAGGUUCCAUGCCUACGACUACUUCGGCGAUGGUAGCUUCUACUUGCUUGAUACCCCGGGUCACGACAUUGGGCAUCAAUGUGGCCUUGCCCGAACAACAUCCAAUCCGGGCUCAUUCGUGUUCAUGGGUGGCGACGCUUCUCACCAUGGAGGAGAGUUUAGACCAACCGAGUACCUUCCCCUGCCAAAGGAGCUCAAGCCAUCGCCUCUGAAGCGUCGGGGUGGUUCAUGCCCAGGACAUCUGCUACAAGACAUUCAUCCGGACCAAGCCGCCGACAAGCCAUUCUACAAUGUCACUGCAAGCUUCGCUCACGACAAGACGGUCGCGGACUGGACCAUUGCCGGCUUGGGAGAAUUCGAUGCUCACGAGAAUGUGUUAAUGUUGAUGGCCCACGACGAUGCCGUCGUUGAUCCGGGACAGCUUGAUUUCUACCCUAAGAGCAUGAACGACUGGCAUGAGAAGGGCAUUGGGCAGAAGAUUAGAUGGCUGUUUCUUGGUGACUAUGAGGAGGCUGUUGAAGCGAAGGAGAAGGGCGGCGAACCUUUCAAGUGGGGAAAGUACCCAUGAGGCUCGGUCAACGAUGAGGCCGCUGGUCGCUUCACCUCGCGUUUGCCAUUGUUUGCGACUUACUCAGACAUGUCCUGAUCCGUUUCUGUACAUGUCCGGCUAACUUACAUGUACUUGUACGCAAGAAUAAGGUGUACUGCUACCUGACAUGUUCUGCUAAAUUACCUGAUCUGCU